AUGGAGUUCAACAUGAACUCGACCUUUGCGCCACCGGCGGCGGCAACAUAUCCCGAGCUCUAUGCCCUGGCGAGUCAAAACCCGAAACUGUCUUUUCUGGAGAAGGCGUGGUGGACACACUAUGCGUACUGGGAUAAUGACAUUAUCGCAACUGGCAUCAUCACCUUCCUUGCUCACGAAAUCCUCUAUUUCGCCCGUUGCAUCCCGUGGAUAAUCGCCGACGCUCUUCCUACACUAUUCCACCGUUUCAAGAUUCAGGACAAGAAGGCACCCCCGUCAGCAAAGGAACAAUGGAGUUGUGUGAAAUAUAUCCUUGCUAUUCACUUCAUUGUGGAAAUGCCUAUGAUCGUCCUGUUCCACCCGAUGAUGGAGCUCUUUGGCCUCAAAUACGCCCUUCCAUUCCCCGACCUUAAAACCCUGGCCAUUCAGAUCACGAUCUUCUUCUUCGUCGAAGAUACAUAUCACUACUGGCUACACCGUGCCUUCCACUGGGGCCCUCUUUAUCGUGCCAUCCACCGGGUGCACCAUCAAUAUGCCGCGCCGUUUGGUCUGACAGCCGAGUACGCCAGUCCAUGGGAGACCAUGCUUCUCGGCCUGGGCACGAUUGGACCCCCUUUGGUUCUUGGCUACUUCACCGGUGAGGUGCAUUUGAUGACUGUGCUGGCUUGGGUGGCUCUGCGUCAGUUCCAGGCCAUCGACGCGCACUCUGGAUACGAUUUCCCCUGGAGUCUGAGACGGAUCUUUCCGUUGUGGGGAGGAUCGGACUGGCAUGACGAUCACCAUCGAUACUUCCGGGGGAACUACUCUAGCUCGUUUAAGCAUUGGGAUAUCUUGAUGGGAACGGUUGCCGGUCCCCGAGGGAAGAAGAUGCGGCAGGAUUGA
Messenger RNA from Aspergillus luchuensis, 882 nucleotides. Its product is annotated as sterol desaturase family protein. Lineage: Eukaryota; Fungi; Ascomycota; Eurotiomycetes; Eurotiales; Aspergillaceae. Bases 1 to 882 code for a protein of 293 amino acids. The transcript is spliced from 3 exons. Gene Ontology annotation, molecular function: C-4 methylsterol oxidase activity; iron ion binding. Gene Ontology annotation, biological process: ergosterol biosynthetic process. The record is from RefSeq and is a predicted model, not a curated record.